Molecule: messenger RNA, 1666 nt
Organism: Mya arenaria
Lineage: Eukaryota; Metazoa; Mollusca; Bivalvia; Myida; Myidae
Product: nuclear cap-binding protein subunit 2-like
Exons: 4
Coding region: 310-771 (153 amino acids)
Biological process (GO): mRNA cis splicing, via spliceosome
Cellular component (GO): nuclear cap binding complex
Molecular function (GO): RNA cap binding
Source: RefSeq, a predicted model, not a curated record
UUCACUGAUUUCUUUCGAUUAAAGCUUUAUUAUAAAUAGAAAAGUAGUCCUGAAUUUAUUUAUUGAAUUUCAAGCCAUUUACUGAAUUUCAAUAAAAAUGUUUCAAAACAUUACAGGAUGGAAUUGCUAGGAAUUAUUUGAUAUCUAACUACUUAGAUAACUACAUGUUUAGUCAAGCUUUUCACAUUCCUCUUUUAAAAUAAGCUUUUUUUAAAAACUUGUGUCCUUGUUUCGCAGUAUUGUCUGAUUUCAGUGGAGUAUGUAUAAAUCCUUUGCAAUAUUUUUCUCUCAAGAAAGAAAAGCAUUUGGAUGUCAUUUACUCUUUGUUUCAGUUUGCUUGCCAACAAUACUUACCCGGGAAGUCGUACAGAGCAGGAGAGACUCCUUCUUGAGAGCAGCACCUUAUAUGUAGGCAAUCUCUCCUUCUACACCACAGAAGAACAGAUACAUGAACUCUUUAGCCGAUGUGGGGAUAUAAAGCGCAUUGUCAUGGGCUUGGACAAAAUCAGAAAGACCCCAUGUGGAUUCUGUUUUGUUGAAUAUUACACAAGAACAGAUGCGGAGAUGGCCAUACGAUACGUCAAUGGUACCCGACUUGAUGACAGAAUCGUGAGAACAGACUGGGAUGUUGGUUUCAAAGAGGGAAGGCAGUAUGGUCGUGGGAAAUCUGGAGGACAGGUUCGAGACGAGUACAGAUCAGACUAUGAUGAGGGAAGAGGCGGGUACGGGAAAAUUGUCGCCAACAAAAUACGACCCCGGGAGUCAUUGUGACGUCAUUAUGGAUGAUUGAUUUGAAACGUCUGCAUUGAUUAUUGCUUUGAGUGAAGAACAUGUAGAAGAAACAUGGCAUCUCUUGUUUUAAAAUAUUAUUUUAAUAGCCUAAUACCGUGGCAUAUCUUAUAGGUCUUGCAUAACAGUAAGUUCACUUUUCAUGAAGGGAUUCCAGUAGUAAUUCAUUCUUCAAUUCAUUUGAGUUAAUGAAUAUAGAAAUCUUAGCAUAUUUAUACCAUAUCAAUAUAUGCAGCAAAACAAUAUAAAUGACAUACAUGAAUGUAGCUAUAUAUUUGUAUCUUUUAUUUUUCAUCAUAGAUUAAGUCUUUUUAACCCAAGUUAGCUAUCCCUAAAUGUGAAAGCUUAAGAUUAUGCUAUUGUUAUUUUAAUCACACAUUUUAACUUGAUCAACCAUAGUUCAUCUCUUUGCAUCCAAUUUAUUGUCUGUCAUGUCAUGGACUUACUCCAUUGAAUAGGUUUAAUUUUAUUUUUCUUACAAAAUUUAACAAAAAAACCACGAAACAACAAACAUUUUAAGCAAUUGACCAUUGAACAAAUGUUUUUGUGUUAUCAUUCCAAGAGGACCAAAAUAGCAACAUUAAAUGCCAAACAAAACCACCAUGUUGGGGGAUAGAAUGGACGAGAUUAUAAGUUAUUUUUAGAUGGUAUAAUUGAAAAAUAAUGAGUUUUGUUGUGUUUUAGAAAUCAUUUUAUUAAUAUCUUGUCAUAGUAGUUGUGUUAUUUUUUUACAUAAUGAUUUAUCUUAUACUGCUGGUUAUUUGCAUUCUUUGUCUUGCAUCCAUUAAUGGGGAUGAACUUGACUCUCUGGACUUCACUGUUCUGCCGAUUGAAAUGAAAUAAUAUUAUGAAUUGUAUGUAAAUAUUAAAUUGAUAA